AUGUGGGCUUUCGCUAACAGGCUACAUGACUUUUCCGAGUGUGCUGAGUCCAACUCCCUCAGCGCAUUCCUCAGUAGCAGCUCAACUAUCCCCUUGUGCUUUCUUUCCUAUCCUCGAGGCAUUCCUCAUAGCAUCUCCACCCUGACUCACCAAGGCUCGAAUUCGAUAAAUUCCCCCUCUUCUUCGCCCUCAUUCCGACAUCCACCCGCUUCAAAAUACGACUACCUACAUUUAAUUACCUUCGCCGAGCGCCCCAUUUACAUCGGCAAUCCCAUCUAG
Messenger RNA from Puccinia triticina, 279 nucleotides. RefSeq lists its product as uncharacterized. The record is from RefSeq and is a predicted model, not a curated record. NCBI's taxonomy places the organism in Eukaryota, Fungi, Basidiomycota, Pucciniomycetes, Pucciniales, Pucciniaceae. The coding region runs from base 1 to 279 and encodes 92 amino acids. The transcript is spliced from 2 exons.